CUUUGGCAUAGAAGACACCUGAAUAUUUGCUGUGGACGUUUCACAUGCAAGUGUGGAGGUGUAGAACUGUGCAUACAGAAUUUAAAUGAACACAUCUAAAACAACAGACUUCCUCUUAAGCAAACAAUGUCUCUUGAAGACAAGCUGGACAGUUAUGAGGCAGAAGGGAUAUAUGAGUCUGAAGAAGAGUUCGAUGGCUCAGAUGAAGACUCUGCAUUGGACUCUUCAACAAGCUUCUUAACACAGGAAGAGUUGUAUGAAAAUGUGCCAAACUUGAAGAAAACCAGUUUAACUGCAUCUGCAAACUCAAAUGCUGUGACAGAGGAAUUACGUAUCUUGCUGCUGGGUGCUAGAGGGUCAGGAAAAAGCUCUACUGGAAACGCCAUCCUCAGGUACGACGCCUUUAAAGUGGACAUGCAGCUGAGAAGAGUUACGCAGUUCUGUGAAAAGGCAUCUGGAAACAUCAGCGGCCGGUCAGUCGCCAUAAUCGACACUCCAGGACUGAACCAGAUCGGGCGUACAGAGCCAGAAGUGACCAAAGAGAUUCUGAAGUCUUUCUCUCUCUAUACUCCAGGACCACAUGUGUUUCUUCUCAUUAUGCCUGUUGCGAACUUAACCAAUGAUGACAAAAGUAUGCAUAAGUUAAUCGAGAGCUUGUUUGGGAAGAGCAUUUGGAAGUACACCAUCAUUGUGUUCACUCAUGGAGAUCGUCUGGAGGGGAAAACAGGUAAUGAUGUCAUCGCCUGCUCAGACGAGGACCUUCGCAGUUUCAUCCAUAAGUGCAGCGGAGGGUUUUUGUUCUUCAAUAACAAGGACACGAGAAACGAUGAGCCUGUGAUUGAACUCUUAAAGAAAAUUGAGACCCUGCAGGCCAUCAAUGGCAAAAGCUGCUACACAACAUCGUUUUAUCCGGCCUCAGAGAGGAAGAUUAGGAAGAAAAUGGAGAAAAUACUAAAGCAGAGAAAAGAAGAGAUCACACAGAAGGAGAGGGAGCUGGUUAUGAAUUGCAAGAGCGAGCAGGAGUUUGAGAGAAAAAAGCAGGAAAUCUGGACAAUGGAAGAAGACAAUUCGAGAAAUCUGGCUGAGAAUCCGUCCAAACCAAAAGUGUCCAUCAAACUAGUCAAGCCGCACUCAGUUGGCCGCAAGUCAUCCAGAAGUAGCAGCUAAUUUAACCAGCCUCUAAUUUUCUCUUUUAAUACAUUGCCUACCAUCAAUUAUCUGCCAAAUAUUGUGUUUGUAUGUACUUGACGCAGCUAUUCAUUUUUGUCCACUGUAGAGGACUUUUAAAAUAUAUAUAUAUAUAUAUCUCCCAGACCAUACAUGCUACUGUUGUGCUGUAAAUCUAAGGGUAUCUUAAAGGAACAUUCCAGUUCAAUACAAGUUCAUCUCAAUCAACAGCAUUUGUGGCAUAAUAUUAAUUACCAUAAAACAUUAUUUAGACUUGCCCCUCCUUCUCUUAAAAAAAAAUCAAAAUAAAAUCUGGGUUUCACUGAGGCAUUUACAAUGGAAGUGAAUGGGGCCAAUCCGUAAACGUUAAAAUACUCACCGUUUCAAAAGACACAAACAUUAUGCGUGUUAACAUGAUUUUAAAGUGAUAAAAUGGUUUACUAACCAUUUCUGUUACAGCCAAAUUUACCACUUUGUUGCCAUAAUGAUUUACAGUCAUCAAACCAUUAAAUCACUGUAAAAAUGACCAUUUAUUCAACUUUACAACUCAUGUAAAGCAUGAGAUUUAACAGAAGAAGUAAUGCUAGUGGAUUUAUAAAAUUAUAGCUUUUCCAAAAAUGUCCUCCAUUCACUUCCAUUAUACGUGCUUCGCUGUAACCGUACAAACGUUCUAAUGAGUCUAAAUACAUUUUUGUGGUGAUCAAUAUUAUGCCACAAAUGUUGUCGAUUGAGCUUAACUUGUAUUGAACCUGGAAUAUUCCUUUAGAGUGGGCUUUUUAGAUAUACCAAAUGUUUUGGAGUUUGGCCAUGACAAUUUCCAUUCUUUGGUAUUUAAAAGUGUCUAACAUCACAAUUCCUCACAUUUUUGGGAUUUUAAUGUUUAUUGCUAAUAAAGAAAUCAAGAAAAACUUCCCGUUUGGUUAGUUUUUGGCAAACCAAUUCCUAACAAGCUUGGAAAAUUCUCUUUAGGUUCUAUUUUUCUAACCACAAAUGAACGUUCUCAGAAUGUUGCAGGGAUGUUUAUGUGCAAUAACCUAUUCAUAACUUUUACAGAAUGUUCUCCACUGGACAUUUUUUAGGUUAUAUUUUUCUUUCACUCUUUUCGUUAUUUGUUAUCAUAUACUGUAUUUAAUUAUUUUUCAUAUACAUUGCAGAGAGGUUUAAAAACAACAUUGACUGACAUUACUGCAGUACAGUACAUUUUACAUUAAAAUGUUAAAAUAAAAUCACAGUGUAUGGGAUUUGAGAGCAUUUGUCACAUAUUCCCUGUUGUCUUUUGUUUUUGUGUGCUUUUAUGUUGAAGUUCUUGGUUAGUUCCUGUUUCCAGUUAGGUUUUUGUAAUUCUUUGUAGUUUCAUUUUAUGAAUGGUUCUCCCCUGAUUGUUUCUCAUUCCCUGAUUGUUUCCCCAGGUGUUCCUUGUUUUCCCUUGUGUAAUUAAGCCCUUGUUUCCCCCAGUUAAUUUGUCAGUUCUUGCAUGUUUUGUUGUGCUCUGUGCUGGGCUCCCUGUGUUUUGAUUUAUUCUGAGCUUUCUUGUUUAUUUUAAUAAAGCUGCGUAUAGAUCCUCAUUCCUCGCCUGCC
Molecule: messenger RNA, 2745 nt
Organism: Xyrauchen texanus (razorback sucker)
Lineage: Eukaryota; Metazoa; Chordata; Actinopteri; Cypriniformes; Catostomidae
Product: GTPase IMAP family member 7
Exons: 4
Coding region: 127-1167 (346 amino acids)
Molecular function (GO): GTP binding
Source: RefSeq, a predicted model, not a curated record